AUGUCAAACACCAAACUAAAACAAUUUAUGAGUCAAAUGAGUUUUUGUAUUGAUCAAGGCCUUGGAAAAGAAACACAGAAAAAAGCUACAAUCAAAUGUUGGCAAACAUAUGUUCAAGACAUGCCUACUGGUAAUGAAGAAGGAGAAUUUCUAGCCCUUGAUUUGGGUGGUUCUAAUUUCCGUGUUCUUAAAUUGGAACUAGGUAUAAAUAAAUAUUUCAAAAUGGACCAACAAACAUAUGUAAUAUCUAAAGAUUUAAUGAUUGGAUCGGGCAUACAAUUAUUUGAUUAUAUAGCCGAGUGUUUAAAUAACUUUGUUAAUUCUCAAGGAAUUAAAUCAACAAGUUAUCUACCAUUGGGCUUCACAUUUAGUUUCCCAAUAUCACAAUUGAGUAUAAACUCUGGAAAACUUGUUAGAUGGACGAAAGGUUUCACAUGUGAUGGUGUAGUUGAUGAAGAUGUAGUAAAACUCUUAAAUAAAUCAAUAAAAAAAUCUAAAGAUUUAAAUGUUACAAUUUGCUCUCUUUUAAAUGACACUGUCGGCACUCUAAUGUCUUGUGCGUGGCUAAACUCAAAAACGAAAAUUGGUUUAAUCGUUGGAACUGGCUGCAAUUGUUGUUAUGUAGAAAAAGUAAAAUUUAAUAUAUUUAUAUUUAUAAUAUUCUUAAUAAUAAAACCAUUAAUUUUAAGGUGAAAAAUAUCAAGUCAUAUAAUGGUAGUUCAACAAAGGAAGAAAUGAUUAUCAACUUAGAGUGGGGUGCAUUUGGCGAUAAUGAUGAAUUAAGUGAUUUUCUGACUAAAUACGACAAAAUUGUUGAUCGAAAUUCUGAACAUCCUAGUCAACAAAUUUUUGAAAAAAUGGUAUCUGGGAAAUAUUUAGGAGAAUUGUUAAGAUUAAUAUUAUUAGACAUGAUAAAAGGAAAAUUAAUAUUUGAUGGAAUGAUUCCUAAAAUACUAAAUACUCCCCAAUCAUUAACGACUAAUGUAAUAUCACUAAUCGAGAGUGAUCCACCUGGAACAUUUACCAAUUCAAGGAAAUUCCUUAGAGAAAUUGGAGUAAAUAAUUCUACUGACAGUGAUUGUAUGAAUUUAAGGUAUGCAGCCGAGUGUAUUUCAAAAAGAUCUGCUCACUUAGUUGCUGCUGGACUUACAGUUUUACUAAACAAGAUGAAUACUAAGGAUGUAACAAUUGGAGUAGAUGGUUCAGUGUAUCGAUACCAUCCAUUUUAUCAUCAAUUAUUGGUUGACAAAAUAAACGAGUUAGUAAAUAUUGGUAUAAAAUUUGAUAUUAUACUUUCUGAGGAUGGAAGUGGAAGAGGCGCAGCUAUUUUAGCAUCCGCUGUUUGUAAGAAAUCUAAAGAAUAA
Cinara cedri is the source of this 1364-nucleotide messenger RNA. The record is from the annotation of a GenBank genome assembly. NCBI's taxonomy places the organism in Eukaryota, Metazoa, Arthropoda, Insecta, Hemiptera, Aphididae.